Messenger RNA from Ciona intestinalis (vase tunicate), 3260 nucleotides. RefSeq names its product WD repeat-containing protein 48. Gene Ontology annotation, molecular function: ubiquitin binding. The record is from RefSeq and is a predicted model, not a curated record. Lineage: Eukaryota; Metazoa; Chordata; Ascidiacea; Phlebobranchia; Cionidae. Gene Ontology annotation, biological process: double-strand break repair via homologous recombination.
AUCUUCAAACACCUACCAACAGUAGCCUUACAAAACUAGCACCGAUUGUAUUUUGCACAAGUUGAAAUGCGUAAAAAUUCAAAUCUUAGUAAAAACCAGUUAGAUGUUAAUUUAAGUUAUACAUAGUAUACCGUACGUCGUACUUGGUAAGGUGGCGUAUAAAGAGUAUAACCUUGCCACAUCUUUUCAUAUUUUAGUUUUUAGAACAUAGUAUAUAGGUUUAGUAUUCUCAAAUGCAGCAGAGAAGAGAAACAUCUCUUUCAAGGAAGAAGAUUCAAGUCUCGUUUGUAAUUCGUGAUGCUGUGGAAAAAUACAAUCGUUCUGGCGUAAAUGCACUGCAGGUCGACCCGUCUAUAAACCGUUUGUACACGGCAGGUCGAGACUCUAUUAUUCGAAUAUGGAAUAUUAAUGAACCUGAAAGAAAAGAGACGGACCAUUAUGUGGGCUCAAUGGAGCAUCAUACUGACUGGGUAAACGACAUUGUUCUGUGUUGCAAUGGCAGGACAUUAAUUUCUGCGUCAUCUGAUACAACUGUAAAAGUGUGGAAUGCCCAUCGAGGGUUUUGUAUGUCUACCUUACGCACGCAUAAAGAUUAUGUACAGUCUUUGGCUUAUGCUAAGCAUAAGGAGCAUGUGGCUAGUGCCGGCCUUGAUAGGCAGAUAUUUAUUUGGGAUGUGAAUACCUUGACUGCUUUGACCACUACAAGAAAUACAGUGACCACAUCAAAUGUGAAUGGUUGUAAAAAUUCAAUAUACAGUGUUGCAAUGAAUGAUGCUGGAACAGUUCUUGUGGCUGGGUCCACUGAACGUGCUCUGAGGGUCUGGGAUCCUCGGACAUGCGAAAAGCGAAUGAAGCUUCGUGGCCACACAGAUAAUGUAAAGGCAAUAUGGAUUAACAGGGAGGGAACACAGGUCCUUUCCGGUAGUUCUGACGGCUCAGUAAAGCUGUGGUCCCUUGGUCAGCAAAGGUGCAUUGCCACUUUGCGCGUACAUAAUGAGGGUAUAUGGACUUUAGCUGCGACUCAAAGUGGAAGCACUUUCGGAAAUAUUUUCUCAUCUGGUCGAGAUGGUCAAGUGAUAUGCACAGACAUGCAAGAUCCCAACUUUGCACAUUACCUUGUGUGUCAGGAGACUGCUUCUGUUGCGCAGCUACAAUUAGAUGGUAAAGAAACUCCAGAGCUUAUUUACUGUGCCACAACUAAUACUCAUGUCAAUGCUUGGAAAAUAAAACAAAGUGAUAUAGAAAAUGACGCAGAAAUGGCUGAGACAUUCAGUGAUAGUUUUUUCCAGUUUAAGCAACCUUAUUCCACCCAACCUUCCUAUGUUGUGCCCGGUGGAUCAGGCAUCACUCAAUACAAAGUCAUGCCCGACAAGAGACACAUUUUGACGCAAAACACAGAAGAUCGAGUUGCCCUUUGGGAUGUUCUCACUGCAUCCUGUGUGAAGGAUAUAGGUCUAGCAGAUUUUGAGAGCGAAGUCAAAAAGAGGGAACAAAUGGUGUACGUCCCAAAUUGGUUUGCAGUUGAUCUUAAACUAGGGAUGCUUAGUAUUCACUUGGAAGAGCCAGAAUGCUUUUAUGGAUGGAUGGCGGCAAAAGAUGUGGCAGGUUUUAACGUUGUGGAUCCAGUAGCUAAGGUAAACUAUGGCAGUGUGAUGUUGCAUGUGUUGCUGGAGCAGUGGCCUGUAACGCAGGAGAAAUUAAUUGAACCACCAAAUGAAACAGGAGAGCCAAACCCUGCAGCGCAGGUGAAACCAAAAGGGAAUCAAUAUUUUAAAGUUCCACCACACAUCCCUGUGAUAUUUAGUGAGGUAGGGGGGAGGACGUUGUUUCGGUUGCUAUGUGGAGAUGCAGCUGGAGAAACAGAAGGAAUGCUCCUACGUGAGACUGUACCACACUGGGUCCUGCAAGCAGUAACGGAGAACAAAAUCUCGGUGCCCUACAUAAAGAUUUCGUUUUACCUCCAACCCCACCCAUCUUCGAAGAUCAAACCAUUAAAAAACGUGAACAAUAAACUUUCUGCCAACGACCUUUUGUCGAUGGCCAAAGUAAUGGAACAUGUGCAUGAGAAGAUAUUAUGUUCGGAUGAUGCUUCACAAGCUUCCGCUAACGGUGGAAGCAGCUCUACUGCUGAUCCAACUGAAAACGCAGAGAAAACGGCGUCUGAUUGUUCUGAAGAUCAAGCAAAAGCUGCUGUUGCUGUUUCAGAGCAUAACCUGGAACUCUUGUGUAGUGAUAUGAUUCUAAAUCCAGAUUGGAAUCUCAGGACUGUAAAAUUUCUUAUAUGGAAAGGCAAAGGGGAUCUAAUACUGCACUACCGGCUAAAAAAUUAAGUUCUGAUAUUUUAAAUUUAAACCUUAAGAUUCAAAGCUUCAUCACUGUACUGAACUGCUGUUUAAAAUGCAGUAGAUUUCAAAUUAUUUUUGAAUCCCACUCAAAUUACUAUUAACUAUCAGUACUAUGUAGUAAUACUGGUAGUAGGAUUUCAUUAAUUGGGUUGAUAAAAUUGUAAACAUUGUAAAUUUGAUUUAAUAUGCUACCAAGCAGUGUGAUAUGUUUUUCAAACUUCAAAGUGUGUGGUUAUGUGGUAAUGUGGUAUAUAACAAUUGCAAUAUAUUUAUAUACAUAAAUAUAUAUAAAGUAGAAAAUAUAUAUCAUCAUAAUUUGAAAAUGGCACUGCCGAUUUCUUGUGUUAUCUUAACAUAGUGGCAUAGUGACAGUGACAUUCACAUUAUUAUACAUAUAUAUAAUUUUUUGGUCAAUGCCAAAAUGUGACAAAAACCGAACAGUGAAAUCAAUGUUGACAUUUGUAAAAGUUUUUCCAAUAUUGUUUACUAAUAGUACUCAUCACAACUAAAAAGCCUUCCUGGAACAUUUGCAGCAAGUAAUACAAGUGCCAUAGUCUUAUUACCAGUUACUACAUAAUUACAUCGUGGUAAAUUAAGAAAAUUGAGUUAAAUUAGCAUUUAGUAGUCUGGUACUAUGCUAGCAGUGUUACCAUACAAUUACAUUGCCUGCAAUUAACUUGUUGUAACACGGAAAAUAUCAAAAUAAUAUAAACUUAUUCAUUUACUUUUCUGCUAAUUUCCACAUUUGACAAAAAUAUAAAUAUAUAUAUGUUAUAUAUAUAUUCAAAAAACGUUAUCCUAUACGUAUGCUGUAAUUUUCAUUUGUAAAUUAUAAUCCAAAACUUUAACAACCAAAUGGUUGUGCAGCAACUGUAACCAUACUUUUUAAAACUGUCUAAGUGCGAAAUAAAUUUA